Messenger RNA from Moesziomyces antarcticus, 1188 nucleotides. Its product is annotated as WD40 repeat-like protein. The transcript has a single exon. Gene Ontology annotation, biological process: RNA export from nucleus; transcription-dependent tethering of RNA polymerase II gene DNA at nuclear periphery. The coding region runs from base 1 to 1188 and encodes 395 amino acids. The record is from RefSeq and is a predicted model, not a curated record. Lineage: Eukaryota; Fungi; Basidiomycota; Ustilaginomycetes; Ustilaginales; Ustilaginaceae. Gene Ontology annotation, molecular function: RNA binding; ubiquitin binding. Gene Ontology annotation, cellular component: nuclear pore.
AUGGCGUUCUUCUCAUCUGCAUCCACAACCAACACGUUUGGCGCGCGGCCAGCCGCCACGCCUGGCCAGAUCAACACGUCGGCGGCGUCCAAGACGACGGGCGACCAGGACCAGGAGGUCACGCCCGGUGCCACGGACACGGUGAGCGCGCUCGCCUUUUCGCCCACCGCCGACUUUCUCGCCGUGGCGAGCUGGGACAACAACGUGCGCAUCUACCAGAUCAACAAGACGUCGAACACGCCCGUGCAGCCAUGGCAGCAGUACUCGCACGAGGGGCCCGUGCUCGACCUGUGCUGGAGCACGGACGGGACCAAGGUGUUUUCGGCGGGCGCCGACAAGGUGUGCCGCAUGUUUGACAUGAACACCAACCAGCCCGCGGUGGUGGCGCAGCACAACGACACGAUCCGCAGCGUGCGCUGGCUCAACGUCGCGGGCGGUGUGCUGCUGACGGCGGGGUGGGACAAGCAGCUCAAGAUCUGGAAGAUCGACAAUCCGGCCUCGCCGCAGGCGGUGCACUCGCUCACGCUGCCGGAAAAGUGCUAUGCGAUGGACAAUGUGCAGAACGUGGUGGUGGUGGCCAUGGCCGAACGCAUGGUGCUGGGCUUCCGUCUGGAGGAGACCGGCUCGAUCACGCCGCUGACCGAACAGCAGAGUCCGCUCAAGUACCAGACGCGAUCCAUGGCUGUGCUGCCGGACGGCGACGGGUAUGCGCUCGGCGGCGUCGAGGGCCGUGUGGGCGUGCAGUACUUCCACGAUCCGCCAGACAAGGACAACAAGGUGAAGAAGUUUGCGUUCAAGUGUCAUCGUCGCGCCAAUGCGGACCAUCCCGAAGUGCCGCGCAACGAGUCGCACAUCUAUCCGGUCAACUGCAUCGCCUUCAACGUGCACGGCACUUUUGCUACGGGCGGUGCGGACGGCUCGAUCAACUUUUGGUGCAAGCAGUCGCGCACGCGUCUCAAGACCAUGGAGACCAAGGGUCCCGCCAACGCACCCAAGGAACUGCUCAAGACCAACCCGGCCAAACAACCCAUCACUGCCAUCGGCUUCAACCGCGAUGCCACCAUCUUUGCCUACGCCGUCGGAUACGACUGGCACAAGGGAUACCAGGGCGCCGGUCAGGUGGAGCCCAAGAUCUACAUCCAACCCGUCAAGUACGAGGACGUGCAGAAGAGGCCUCCCAAGGCCUGA